Molecule: messenger RNA, 789 nt
Organism: Aedes aegypti (yellow fever mosquito)
Lineage: Eukaryota; Metazoa; Arthropoda; Insecta; Diptera; Culicidae
Exons: 1
Coding region: 357-521 (54 amino acids)
Source: RefSeq, a predicted model, not a curated record
GCCGAACCGCUUCGCAUUCAGUUGCAUUUCGUUUGUCGUUCCGAGUGGAUUUCCGUCUCGCCGUCUAUAACGCCUUGUCUGAGAGAUAGAGCACAGUGUGUGGAUUGGGCCCUAAUCAAAUCAUCAGUGAAUGUCCUCUAGCUUCAGUGAUAGUGUUCUUAUGGACAGUUCAAAAAGUGGUUCUACUGGCUUCAGUGUGAAAGCGAAGCUUGGGUGAUUAGAGAACCGAGCAGUGGAAGAGAACGUGGAGAUUUCUACGUCGCAGCAAGAACGUAUAGGGGAUAGACUCACCUGCCGUUGUUUCCAGAUAGGCAACGGGGAUUUAACAUUUCACUCCUGUCUGCUAACUGAAAGGAAUGCCCUUUAACUGCAGUCGCGACUGUGUUGGUAUUAGAUACCGCAUCAACUCCCUGCACCAGACCUGGAAGUGGCUGCACCAGACCAUCGCCCUGCAUGAAUAUCUCAUCUCUAUGAGCGCUUCUGACACGGACGCUUUCGGGCAAGAAGGUAUCGAGUGCUAGGAGAAGAGCUCAGUGCCAGUACCAGUAGUUAAUUCAUAGAAACCGUAUAGCCUUCUACAUAAUCUAUCGUGAGUUAAGAGAAAGUGUUAACUGAUCCGUAAACCAAUCAGUUCCGUAGUGUUAAAGUGAAAAGUGCGAAGAUUGUCAACUUUUUUCCUCUGGCGAAAAAGAACGUUUAACUAGUCAAUUCAAACGUGAACGAAAUCACACGAACUGUCUGUGUCGAGAAACUGUCAAUGAACACUGCCAACAUCGAAAAAAAAAGUUU